AUGAGGAAGGUCAGUGAUGGUCAUUUCACUGCUGCUGUUAGGGUCUUGACUUCGUCGGGGGUUGCACCUGGUAAUGAGGAGACUCUGCGGGAGUUAGAGAAGAAGCACCCAGAUGCGCGUGUCCUAUCCUGCCUCCCUGUAGUACUGAUGUCAAGUUUCCCCAAGGGGACCUCAUGUGGGCGUGAUGGUUUGCGGGCCCAGCAUAUUGUUGAUGCGCUUGGGAAGGCUGCCGUUGCAGUGGCUGAUGAUUUAGCUACCUCUAUUACGGCGGUGGUUAAUCUGUUACUCGCUGGUAAGUGUCCCGCUUCUUUGGGCGAGUUUAUUGCUAGCGCUCCACUUACGCCUUUACUUAAGCCUGGGGGAGGUAUUCGGCCCAUUGCUGUUGGGACAGUCUGGCGGAGACUUGUCUCCAAGGUUGUUGCUGUCGUGGUCGGGAAGGAGGUUGGCAGUUAUCUUGAGGAUUUCCAGUUCGGCGUAGGUAUGGCUAACAGGAGUGAGGCUAUUCUCCACGCUGUCAACAGGUUGGUCGAGGCCAAGGGGGAUGUGAGCGGCAUGUCUAUGCUUCUGGUUGAUUUUAGCAAUGCCUUUAACAUGAUAGACCGCAGUACUAUGCUUAGAGAAGUCCGACGCCAGUGUCCUUCGCUCGCUCCUUGGGUUGAAUUCUGUUAUGCACGGCCUGCUAGGUUGUAUUAUGAGGGUUCUAUCUUGUUAUCUUCCCAGGGGGUUCAGCAGGGUGAUCCUUUGAGGCCUUUGUUGUUUGCGCUCACCUUGCAUCCACUUGUCCAUUUGAUCCACGAAAAAUGCAAUCUUGAUUUCAUGGCUUGGUACCUCGACGAUGGUACCAUUAUUGGGGACACUGCUUUGGUUUCUUCGGCUUUGCAGGUGAUCACUACUGAGGGUUCGGCAAUGGGGUUGCAUUUAAAUGUUGAGAAAACGAAAAUCUUUUGGCCUACUCCGGAUCCGAGGAGCUAUGAUUCCAUACUUUUCCCUCCUAGUAUUGCCCGCCCCAGGGAUGGAGUCAAGCUUCUGGGUGGGCCAGUUAGCUUGGAUGCUGUCUUUUGCAGCCGCUUGAUAGAGGACAGGGUCGCUAGGACUGUGGGUUUGAUGGAGGCCGUGGCUGGGCUUAAUGAUCCUCAAUCGGAGUUGCUUCUUCUGCGGAGUUGUGUGGGGGUUAGUCGUUUGUACUUCUCUUUACGGACUUGUCCGCCGCAUAUGCUCGGGUCUGCUCCUAUUUCCUUUGUUCUCGCCUUAAGGAAGGUUCUUCAAGAUAUUAUUGUGGAUGGUGGUGCUGGCUUUGGAGAUUGGCAGUGGCGUUGUGCCACUCUUCCUUUUCGGUUUGGUGGUUUCGGGGUCUACACAGCGCAGGAUUCUUCUGUAUAUGCUUUUGUUGCCUCGCGUCUCCAGUCUCUUGGUCUCCAGAACAGACUGCUCGGGCAUGGUGGAGACUCUGGUUUGGGCCUUGCUUGUGAUUUAGCUUUAAAUAGCUUUCGAGAUUUGUGUCAUUUUGAUCCUCUCGAUCUCUGCCGUGUGGUACCAGCCCCCUCGUUUAUGAAAAAGUUGGCUACAGUGUACUUUGAUAUGGUAGAGAAGAAGAUGAUGGCACAGCACAACCCGAGUCCUAGGGAAAAGGCUAUACUCAUUAGCAACUGA
Messenger RNA from Spinacia oleracea (spinach), 1650 nucleotides. RefSeq lists its product as uncharacterized. The record is from RefSeq and is a predicted model, not a curated record. The transcript has 2 exons. Lineage: Eukaryota; Viridiplantae; Streptophyta; Magnoliopsida; Caryophyllales; Amaranthaceae. The coding region runs from base 1 to 1650 and encodes 549 amino acids.